Messenger RNA from Chrysoperla carnea, 2566 nucleotides. Its product is annotated as zinc finger protein 501-like. The record is from RefSeq and is a predicted model, not a curated record. The transcript has a single exon. Bases 154 to 1455 code for a protein of 433 amino acids. Lineage: Eukaryota; Metazoa; Arthropoda; Insecta; Neuroptera; Chrysopidae. Gene Ontology annotation, biological process: regulation of transcription by RNA polymerase II. Gene Ontology annotation, molecular function: RNA polymerase II cis-regulatory region sequence-specific DNA binding; DNA-binding transcription factor activity, RNA polymerase II-specific.
CAAAAAAUUGAAAUAAAGGAUAAACUAUUUGAGGAACACAUUAAAUUUGAACGGGAAUUACAGACAGAAGUAAUUAUUAAAGGUGAAGUAUUAGAUAAAAAUGAUUAUAAACAACAAAAUCAAAUAGAAGAAAAACUAUUUGAGAAUAUUAGUAUGAAACACAAUCAGUUGGAACAUCAAUUACACACAGAAGUAAUUAUUAAAGAUGAAAUAUUCGAUGAAAAUAAUAUAAAUAAACAACAAAAUCAAACAAUAGAAAAGCUUUCUGAGGAACAGCAAUUACACAUAGGCGUUACAAUUAAAAAUGAAAUGUUAAACGAAAGUAAUUCAAAUAAGAAAAAACAAAUCGAGGAGAAUUCUUAUUCAUGUGACGUAUGUAAUAAAGUAUUUAAUCAUCAAGGUAAUUUUCUUCGCCAUAAACGAAUACAUACUGGAGAGAAACCAUACACAUGUGAUUUUUGUGGCAAAAAAUUUAACAGACAACAUCAUUUACGUCUCCAUAGAAGAACACAUACUGAAGAAAAACCAUAUUCAUGUGAUGUUUGUGAAAAAACAUUUAACCACGAAAAUAGUUUCCAUAUCCAUAAACGAAUGCAUACUGGAGAGAAACCAUAUACAUGUGACAGUUGUGAUAAAACAUUUAAUAAUUAUAAUAGUUUAUACGUUCAUAAACGAACACAUACCGGAGAAAAGCCUUAUUCAUGUGACGUAUGUGAUAAAAUAUUUAAUCAGCGAAGUAAUUUAGUUCAACAUAAACGCAUACAUACUGGAGAGAAACCUUAUUCAUGUGAUAUUUGUGAUAAAACAUUUAAUAAUUUAAGUAGUUUUAUUCGCCAUAAACGAAUCCAUACUGGAGAGAUAAGUUAUUCAUGUGAUGUAUGUGAUAAAACGUUUAACCAGCAAACUAAUUUAGUUCGUCAUCAACGAAUACAUACUGGAGAGAAACCUUAUGCAUGUGAUAUUUGUGAUAAACAGUUUAAACAACAAAGUGGUUUAGUGCUUCAUAAACGAAUCCAUAAUGGAGAAAAGCCGUAUUCAUGUGACGUCUGUGAUAAAAAAUUUAAUCUGCCUGGUGUUUUAGUUCAACAUAAACGCAUACAUACUGGAGAGAAACCUUAUGCAUGUGACGUUUGUGAAAAAACAUUUAAUAAUUAUAAUAGUUUAUACGUUCAUAAACGUACUCAUAGUAGAGAAAAGCUUUAUUCAUGUGACGUAUGUGAUAAAAUAUUUAAUCAGCGAAGUAAUUUAGUUCAACAUAAACGAAUACAUACUGGAGAGAAACCUUAUUCAUGUGAUUUUUGUGAUAAAACAUUUAAUUGGAGUAGUGUUUUAAUCUACCAUAAACGAACCCAUACUGGGGAGAAACCUUUUUCAAGUGACGUCUGUGAUGAAGCAUUUAAUAACCAAAAUAGUUUACGCAUCCAUAAACGAAAACAUACCGGAGAGAAACCUUAAUUCAGAGAUGGAGGCGAUUACGAUACCCGUGGCGCCACGAUUUGACAACAGAAUAUAGUCUAAACUGUUUUGGUUUUCGAGAUAAAGAAGUCUAAAAAGAAAAAUUGUUGCCAUUUAAUUCGUCAUUUUUGUAAUUUAAUUCAUCAUCAUUCUAGUUUGUUGCCUUGGAGACAAACAAAUUUCACUUUAUCAAUAUUAUUACAGUAACUUUAUACAUUACAGUCUGCAUUAAAUAGUCCGUGGGACAGUAAAUUUCGUGAGUUGCUUCCUUUUGGCGUAUCUACCAAACUUCUCAUUACGACUUUUUUCGAAAGUGCUGCGUUCUCAAAUGAGCAAGAUGACGUCAUAUUUAAACUAUCGAUCUGAAAAAACGCAGCAUGUAAUUUGUCGGACAUAAUGAACACUUGAUAACUUUAAUAACCAUUAAGCAAUAAAAUAUUUUGGUCGACAAAAAUGCUGCACCGCUGAGCUUGCGUACGACCUCGAACAUUCCGUAAUUAGGUAUUUUUACCUUUCAAUACAUACGUAGUUCAUUUUUGCUGAUUGUUAAAUAAUUAUUAACGUUAUCGAGUGAUCAUAGUGUCCGACAAAUUCCCUGGUGCGUUAUUUAAGAUCGAUAGCUUAAAUAUGACGUCAUCGUGCUCAUUUGAGAACGCACCGCUUUCGAAAAAAGUCGUAAAGAGAAGGUUGAUGGAAUCGCCAAAAGGAAAUAAAAUAAAAUAACCGUGAUCCAGCAUGAUCUCUCAUUUAUUAUCCUUCUCAAUCAUCUUGGAGAGAUGGUUCUCACUCUGUAUCAUCAUAUCAUCAGACAACUUUGAUGCUAAAAAAGCAAAUUUUUUUUCAGUUAAUGUAUAGUUCAAGUUAUUAGAGGUAAACUGUUAUUUCAUUUUCUAAAAGCUCCAUGUUGACAGCCUUUCAGCUAGGUAAAGGUUUGGAGUAGAGUGGGUAAUCCUAAACUAAAGAAUAAAGACGCCUGACACAAACGUAAAUGAAAUUUUAAUGAUUUAUUGAUUUAUUAACUAUACAUAUACCAAACAAACAUUUUAUUGAAUUAAACUAAGUAAUUAAUAUCCUUUGCUUUCUUCGUUGUCUUUUAGUUUUUGAAUUUUUU